CACAGUUUUACAUUAAUGACAUUUUGUUAUUCUUUUAAUGUUGGCUACUCUACAAAGUUCAAUGGCACGGCAAAGUGAAGAAGGAAUUAAAUUUGAUAAAACGACGUUCACUGACUGGUCAUAGUUGCAUCCGAUCGUUGUACAGCGGCUACUAUUAUUAUCAUAAUGAAGCCCAAAACUGCCAAAUACUCAAAUUAUUAACUAUUAACUGUUUUUUUAUUUCUUUAUCUCUUUAUUAAUUGUAAAUAAAAUAAAUUAAAAACUAUUGAAAAGUAUACGGUGUUCAUAGGAAGAAAAAAAAAUAGCGAUGUCUUCAAAAGCGGAAAAAGACAAACAAAAGCAGAUACAAGACAGAUGUCAAUCAUUAUUGAAUAAAAUGUUAAAAGACGACGACAAUAAAUACUGUGUGGAUUGCGAUUCCAAAGGUGAGGCCAAAAUCCUUGCUUGGCUAGUUUUAAAAUGGUUGUGUAUAUUAAACAUUAUGUUAUUUCGGUUUUCGUAGGUCCUAGAUGGGCCUCUUGGAAUUUAGGCAUUUUCUUAUGCAUAAGGUGUGCUGGCAUUCAUCGUAAUCUUGGGGUACAUAUUAGCAAAGUAAGAUCGGUAAACUUGGAUUCUUGGACUCCCGAACAAGUGGUAGUAAGUAGUCAUUUUUUGUUUUUUUAUGAGAUUAAUUUUUUGCAUACUACCAAUAUUAACAUUGCAGAAUUUGCAACAAAUGGGCAAUAGUCGAGCCAGAGCUGUUUAUGAAGCAAAUCUGCCGGAUAACUUUAGACGCCCACAAACUGAUUCAGCUUUGGAGGCAUUUAUCCGUUCUAAAUAUGAACACAAAAAAUAUAUUGCCAAGGAAUGGGUUCAGCCUCCUCUCCCUAAAGUAAGUAUGAUAAAAAUGAUUUAUUAAUCCUAUGUUAGACAUACAAUUAAAAUGUCACCCAGUCUAUUUUAAAUUUAAAUUAUUAUAAUCUAGUGCAUUCUACAUAUUCAUGUAUUAUCUCUAUUAGACAUUAUUAUUAUAUAUAUAUUUAUACCUAUAAACAAUUUAUUUCUUAAAGUUUAAAUCAAAACAUUUUACUCAUCCUGGGGAAAAGUAAAUUAUAUACUUAGUAUGAGUAAAGGCAUUUUAUAAUUUAAUACUCAAAAUAUACAAUGGCAAUGUGUAAUGCAUCAAUGCUAUGACAUGGUGAAUAUUUAAGAACAAUGAUGCAUAACAUACAUUUUAUCACCUAUCUUAUUUCAUUCAUAAAAUACUCAUAAUUCUUAUAAUGUUUUAUAAACUUUUGUUAAAUAUAUAUGUUUCCAUCGGAUUUAUUAUUCAUUAUGACCAUAACACUUAGGCAUAUUAAAAACCCUUUUGCCAUAUUAUUGCAUCAAUAUUAUCAGACAUAAUAUUAUUGUUCUACUGUCUAAUUAAAAUGAUUAGUCAUUAUUAUUUAUUGCAUUGUUCACCUAGAAACUGUUCUGAUAAAAUAAUUUUUGAACAAUGUGUUACCAGAAAUUCUUGGUUUCACUAUGAAAUCAUUCAAACUUUAUUAUUAACGAUAAAGCAGUGCUAUGGAAUUUUAUCAAGAAUUCAAUACCAAUUAGUUAUCUUGAAAACAUGAUCUUUAUCAAAUUAUUUACAAAAUCAAAUCAUUUUUAUUUAUAAACAAACAUCUCAAACUAACUCUAGUACACUUAAGGUCAGUCCCCUUUCUAUUCAAAUUAAUAGUGCGAACAAUACGUCAACGUCUGCAUCCAUUCGUGUACAGUGACACAACAAUGCAUUCUAUACUGAUAGCAAUAAUAUGCCCACAUCAUGGUUAAAGUGUUCCAUUUAUGUGUUAAGAUUCAAUUUCUAAAAUUCUCAACAAAUUUAAAUCAAUCAUAAACCCAUUGUUGUUAUUUAGUUAACUACUAGGUAUAUUAAAUAAAUGUUUACAUCUCUCUCGACAAUAAUAUGCUCUAUUUAAUAGUCUAUUGUGUUAUCAAUUGACUUUUAUUAUUUGUUGUGAAUUUGAUUGUAAUAAUUUAUCUCAUUCUGAUAUUAAGAUGGCUGUUUAAUUGUUUGAAGUCUUAAUUUGUUAAAAAAAAAAAAAACCAAAAUUACAUUUUUAAUUAGAUUUUGAGCAAAAAAUAUAUUGGUUUUUGUAUAUUGUUAUUACAAAUCAUAAAUUAAAUUGGAACUAUGUAUCCUACCUUUUUAACUUCUCACAUUCAAAAGUAUGUUACCUUUUUUUUGUGUAUGUAAACAAAUUUUUUACCAGAAAUCUUGCUGUAAUUUUUAACUUAACUGGUGGGUUCUGGUAUCACAUUUUGUUUAAUUGGUUCUUUGAAGAGGUCAUUUUUCAAUUUUCCUGUUUUCUUUAAAAUGAUAUUUUUAACAACUUUAUUAAGCGGACUGCCCACCUUGUGGGUUGGCUAAAGACACAGUUUACAUAUUAAGUAUUGAUUUACAUAGGAUUGUUAUAAUAAAAUUAUAGUAAAUAAUUAUAUAAAUAUAAUUACAAUUAUUAUAAAAAGAUAAAAUAACUUCUAGGUAGAACUGAUGGAGAUUAAAAAAAAAAAAGAGAGAAUAUAGAUUUUAUAUAAAAUAGAAAAAUUUGAUAAAGAAAAAGAUAAAAAGAAAAUAUUACUAUUUAUUGCAUAAUAUGUACCAGAGAUUAGAAGUCUUACGAAUAUAAGUAAUAAUUUAUAAUAUUGAGUGUAUCUUUCAAAAUAGAUAAACAUAUUUUCACUAGAUCAGAGAUGUUAGAUCCAUGGGUCUUGAAAAAAUUUCUCAGUAAACAAGAUGCGGUUCCUCGGAUAAUGAACUAUAAACCCAUGUCAUCCCAGUUGUUAAUACUAUAUUGGUUCUUCAGUGUGAGUACACAUGUUUGGUAAAUCGCCCUCUUUUCCUCAUCCACUGAUGUGUCCUGUAAGGAGUUAUUUGUUUCUCAACAUAUUGUUGGGUUUAAGAUGAGUUCUUGGUUUUUAUUCUGUUUAACACUAUAAUAUCUGUGCGACGGUUUUGUGUGAUACCGUUGUUUACUGUUUGGCAGUGAACUUCCUCGUGUACUUAAAAGAUUUUACUCCGAAAUAGGUCGAUUAUUUCUGAACAAAUGUAAUGAUGAGCAGCGUUUCUCAAUAACUCAGUCUUUGGACAGGCGCCUCGAAUGUGUAGUAGAGAUUCAACAAUAUUAUUCUCAUUGCAUACUUCAUUUCUAAAAUGGCGGCUACCACUCACACUGCUCGAUAAACUGCCUUUGUUUAAUACCUGAGUGUUUGUAAGAGUGCAUUUAUCGUACCAAACUACGCAAAUACCUCUCUGAGAUAGUUGUUUCCAUUUGAAAUUUUUAAGUUUGUUUAGUUUUUAUUUAGUUUUAUGUCAAUACAACUUUUAACUCCUUUUAAAUUUAUUAGAGCACAUGGAUUUAAAUUAAAUUAAAUUAAAUUACUUUGUUGCCAAGUAUGUUCAAAUUUUUUAUGUUGAAUAAAAUUGAUAUCAUCAAAUAAGUACUUAUAUUUAAAAAUAUAUAAAUAUUAAAUAUAGAUUAUCAUAAACUGAAAAAAAAAAGAAAUUAUUAUUUUAUAUUAAACAAUAAUCUUAUAUUAUACUAAGUACCUUAAGAUUUUUUACUACCUAUGUAUUAAAAAAAUUUAUGAAUCCUAUUUAGAGUUCAUACAACAGUUCUUUUUGGUCAAUUUAAAUGAUUUUUUUUUUAAAUGAUAGAUAUUCUUGCAUAGAUGGUAAGUUAAAUUAACUUUGUAAUAAAACUAGAAAGAAAAUUGAAAUUAGUUUGGGAAUAAAUAUUAUAUAAUAUUAUUUAUAGUAAUUAUUAUUAAUUUGUAUUUAAUUCCAAUAGUUUUAAAAUGUUUAAUAUUCAACUUGAUUUAAAUUGUUAUAUUCUGUGCCAAAUUAUUUGUUAUUUUACAACAUUUAUAGAAAAAAAAAAAAAAAAAAAACUUAUCUCAUAAUAUAUACAGGUCAAUUGGGAUAAAGAUUUAGAGGAAGAAGCUGAAAAACAGAAAAAAAAGAAACGGGAGCCAAAACCUGGUUCUGUUAUGCGUAAUGUGCCUUCAAUUGUGCCGAAUCCAUUACCUAAACCUGUUUCUUUAAGUCCGAGAUUGUCGUCAAACAAGAAACCAAUUUCCAUUGAAUCAAGUCAUUCCACUGAUCUUCUUGGUUUAGGUAAAUAAUUGAUUAUUUUGAUAUUUUUAGUUAUUAAUUUAUUAAAUAAUUUAAAUCUAGACACACCAACAAAAGAUUCCAAUCCCACAUUGAUAGAUACAUCAUUCACGUCUUCAUGUUCAGAUUCAUCAGAUCCAUUCAGUAGUUUUUUAAGUGCGUCAGUUUCGUCUACUACAACAUCUUCUCCUCAAGUUCAACCAACUAUUGACCCAACUGUUGGUCGUUCUACUGAAGAGGAAAAUUUUUUUAAUCAACCAACAGCUGCUACGAAAAAUAAACUCACAACAGAUUCUAUUUUGGCAUUAUAUGGAAAUUCAUCAUCUUCAAAUAAUAUGACUGCAAACCAAUUCAAAAGUAUAUAAUUCUUUUAAAAUGUAAACUCUUGUAAAUUAUUUUUAAUUUUUUGUGGUUGGGCAACUAUUUGCUUUAAAAUAUCAAAAAUUAAAAUAUGUUUAAUUAUGUUGACACAUAAUUUAACACUUUUCAAAUUUCAUUUAUAGAAAUAGUCAUUCAAAUGUACAUUAAAUAUCAUUGCAAAUUAAUAAGAAGGUACAUUUAAAUGUUCAUUUUGAACCUCUUGUGAUUUGUUAUUAAAUAGGAUAAUAUUUUUGUAUAUAAAUCAAGAUUAAAAAAAAAAAAAAUUUAAGUGCUCAUCAUUUCAUAUAGCAUACAGGAUAUAAUUAUCUCAAUAAGAAAUUUUAAAUUUAAAGCGGAAUUAUUUCCUGUUUAAACAACGGUUUUUUUUUCUUCAAAAUAUUCAUAUCAAUAAUGUUUCAAUAAUUAUUUUUAUAGUUUUAUUGAAACACAGGUUGAUCUAAUAAUUUGUUUUUAAUAGUAUUUUAAACAUUAGUUUAAAGCGAGCUUCACAACUUAUUGUAUCAUGUAAACAAUAUUUUUUAAUUGGCUCAUAUCAGAAAAGAUAACUAGUGAACACAUAUUAAAAAAAAAAAUUUUAAACUUAUCAAGUCUAAUGUACAUAUAAAACAAUAAUACUGUCCUAUAUUCUAUUUUGAAGUAAACCUAUUUAAAAAAUUCUUUAUAAAUUAUUAAUAAUUCUACAUUUUAUUAAAUGGUGAUUAAUUUUUUUUGGUUUUCUUUUUUUUUUCUGUAGGUCAAAAUAACGGUUUUAUUACUCCUCAGCCACAGCAGCCAUUAUUUAAUGCGUUCAACAAUAACGGAUUCCCAACCUUGCCACAGAUGCAACCAAUCAAUAAUUUUGUAUAAUUAUAUAGCAUUAUUAUUAUAUUUUUUUUAACUGUCUCAUAUCUCUAAUGUUGCCUUAUUUAUUCAGGGAAAUUCGGUGAAUUUGCUGUCCAAUAACCUAUCUGAUUUCAAUAACCUUCAGUCAACAUCAAAUUCUAAUUUUGCAUCAAAUCCGUUUUAUAGUAUGGCUGCGAAGAAUGCACCUACUCAUUUUCUCAAUCAUGUAAGUAUUUUAAAUCAAUAUUUAUUAAAAUGUGUAAAAUUAACAAUUAAUUUUGCAUAAUGCUUAUUUUAAUUUUUCUGAACUUGUAAUGAGAUUAGAUAUCCACUAAAUGUUAGAUAACUCAGUAUUUUAAUUUUGUAGUUUUUAAAGUUUUCAGUUGAUAACUAUUUGAAAAAUUUAAAUUAUAAUUUAAAAAAAAAAUCAGUGUAAUCGAUUUGGAAAUUGAUUUUUUUAUUUUAGUAAUAUAUAUAUAUAUUGUUUCUUAGUUUGAUACAAAUUAAUUAUAAUACUUAUUUAAUUAAUUCUAAGAUUAGUUUUGUUAAUAGCAAAUGUUAUUCUUUCCUUUUAAAUAUGUUUUGAAGAAGAUUUUUAAAAAUAUUAUUGAGGAAAACAAUAGGAUUUUUUUCUUUUUAGGUUUUUAACCUUAGUGUAUUAACUGUUGGAAACUAUUAUAACUGGGUGAAUAAGUUAAUAUUUUUUAAGUUUUAUAAAUUACACUUCUUAUAUUAAAUGUUUACAUAUAUUGCAAUUUGAAUCAUCAACAUAUUUUAUUCUAUUUUUAUUAUAUCUACUGUAAUUCAGAAAAUUGCAUAUAUUUUUGGAUAUUUUAUAUACAAAAUUCACAAUUGUAAAAUUAAAAAAAAAAAAAGGAAAAUUAUUUCUUUUGGAGUGUAUAUUAAAUAUAUCUUAUCUUAGACUAACAAAGUACUUCAAUCACUUCAAAACCUUAAUGAUAAAUCAAAUUAUUUUAUUAAAAUUACUAAUGUUGAACAUAUUUUAAAAAAUAAAUAUUUUCCCUAUGAAAUACAUUUGUUGGGCAUAAUGCUUUUUUGUAUAUUCAUAUAAUAAAUCAAUUAAGUAUAAUUGUUAAAAAAAGAUUUGUCAUAUAAAUUGAAAUAAAUUCCUAAUUGAAUCUAGUGUAAUUUUGAAUAUAAAUAAUAAUGAUUUUAGUAAUUUAUGUCCUAUCAAAAGAUGUAACUAAUAAUUCAUUUAAUGUACGAAUCAUUUUUUAUUUUAAAUUGUGUUCUUUAAUAGAAAAUUUAAAAUUGCAAUUAAUACCUUCAUGGUUUAUGUUUUAUUAUUCUUAUUAAUUUAUUAUGCUUAUAAAUUGACUAUAAAAAAAUACUUUUAUCUUUAAAAUUUUUAUUUUACUCAAAUAUGGUUUUAAAAAAUGUAUUGUAAUAAAACACUUAGGAUUUUAAAACUAUUAAAUAUUAUUAAUUUAGAUUUUGCAUGUUGAUUACUAACCCUAUAAUUAAUAUGCUCUUAUAAUUGUAGAUUAUUAUAUCCACACAAUUUUUGUUUAUAAAUACACUUUUUAGGAAAACCCCCUAGUGCAAAAUAACCAGUUUUCAGCAUUUGAUUCUUCAAACGAUUUAGUUCAUGUAAGUUGCAUUUUCACUUUUAAGUUUCGUUUUAUUAAUAGUGAUAAUUCAUAAUUUAAUAUAGUCGUAUUUGUUUUCAGUUGCCACAGCAAAUGACAAUGCUGAAUUUAGGGCGUCCUACAACUGCUCCUGCAAAUGCCAAUGGUUUUACAGACCUGUCCAAACCAUCACAAGGCGGUCAAACACUGUCGCCCAAUUUAUGGCAGUAACAACGAUCAGUUGAUUGUUCACAAUCGUUUUAUUGCUCUAAUGUUUCUAAUUAAUUAGGUGUAAGUGAAAAAUGAAAAUGCCAUUUUUAUUAUAAAAAUGUGUAUUUGUAUUCGUAAAUGUCGAUAAGUGAUGAUAUUCAUAUUACACCUUACGUGUAGUAUAACGCUAUGCUUUAUAUAUAUAUUUAUAUAUAUAUAUAUAUAUGUAUUCACGGAACCGUCCAAAUUAACGGAGCUCGAUAAAUCAAUAAAUUAGUUGAAUUGUUAUUUGGAUUAAAAUGCUCUAGUGCUCUAUUCAUUAUUAAUUUUACAUACCUAUUUUAAUAAUUAUUAUUAUUAAUUGGAUUAUAAAAAUUAAAAAUAUUUCAAUGAAACCACACUACGACUGUACACAAGAUGUUCUUAAACGACUGUUUUGUCUCAUAAAGUUAUUUUAUAUUAUUACUUUUAUGUUAUGUAUCAACAAUAAUAUAUAUACGUGUUAACAAUUCGUUCCAAUUUAAUGAAAUUUAUAAUGAGACGUACACAUCCACAAAUACUUAAAAUUUUGUAAGUUUUUAUUAUUAGUAUUCAGUUGAAUAAUUUAUUAAAAUUAUAUAAGAGUUUUGGGAAAAUCAUUUUUUUCAGGGUACAACCUAGUGGAUUUAUUGAAAUUGUUUUUAAAUAUGUAUAACUGAUAAUUUACCAAUAUUAUAGUUGAAAUAUUAUUUAUUUAGUCAAUAAUUUACUCAUUGAGUUAGAAGUGCCUUUGGUAUUACUAAGGUGACAAAUCCUAGGACAUGAUCCUAAUCUCAGCGUCAAAUGACCCUUAAAAUGAUGUUACCUUGUGAGAUUGUCAACUGUAUCAGCGAAUGCAGGAAGUGCUACUAGUAAGCUACUGCCUCAUAUACUGUUUUUCCCAUAUACGAUUAUGAUUUAUAGUAAUAAUAUUUAAUUAGUCAUAAUUGGUAAUAAAAUUUGUGAUUAUACAAAAUUUAUUAUUAGAUAUGUAAAUUUAUUCCAAAAAAUUGUGUUUAAUAUAAUAAUUUUCUCAUUAAAAGAACCUUA
Messenger RNA from Cinara cedri, 8211 nucleotides. The record is from the annotation of a GenBank genome assembly. NCBI's taxonomy places the organism in Eukaryota, Metazoa, Arthropoda, Insecta, Hemiptera, Aphididae.